UCUGCUGUGCCAGUCCUCUCUCUGUAUGUUCUCCUCAAUGACUUCCUUGCUUUGACACCCAUCAAGGGAAAGACAGGAAAGAGAGAACACGCUGAUCAUCCGGCUGAUGAUUCACAGAGGCCGGCAAGGCAGACGUGACUGAGGCUGAGAGGACGAGUGAAGGUGAACAAUGGCCGAUCCAUCGUCUGCCUGGAGGACUGGAAUCUAGGACAAGGCUUCUACUACAUUUUGGAAAAUGCUGAAGGUAUCGGUGGUCACCAUUGUGGCAUUUUGAGUUUGAGACAAGCCCCAGGGAUGACCUCUCUGUCUGGAGGUAUUUGUAGUCUAUAAAGAGUUCUGGACUGCUGAAAAGUUUCAUGUGUUUAGCAUCCAGCAGGAAAGAUGAGGUUGAAAUGGAAGCUUCUGAUAGAGCGCCUCUUCCUUCCAUCAUACACAGCAAACCAGAAGAGCCACCCCAGAAAAGUUGUAGCACCAAGCUCUACCUGAUUACCGCCGUGCUGGCCUGGUUAGUGACCGGUACAACCAUCUCGAGCCUAAAUAAAUGGAUCUUCGCAGUUUACAACUUCCAGUAUCCUUUGUUGCUGUCCUCACUUCACAUGCUAACUGCCAUCCUGUUAGACUAUCCCAUCCUCAGGUUUGGCUUGGUACCUGUAAACACUGAGGAAGAGAAGACGCUGAAUACCAGCGCACGGUUGAAAGUGUUCCUCUUGAGUCUGACCUUCUGCUCCAGCAUUGCCUUUGGAAAUCUUGGACUGAGCUGUGUUCAGCUUUCUUUUGCACAGAUGAUCUAUACCACAACUCCUUUUUUUACCCUGGUUCUUUCUAAACUCUUCCUGGGCACCAAACAUCAUGCCCUUAAGUACACUGCCAUGAUUCCUAUUUGCCUGGGAGCUUGCUUUAGUAUUAUCGGAGAGGUGCAGUUCGAUCAGACGGGAUGCAUCUACCUUUUUGCUUCAACGUUUCUCAGGGGACUGAAAUCUAUUCAGCAGAGUCUACUUCUUAAAGAGGAGAACAUUCAUUCGGUCACACUGCUGUACCUGAUGUCUAUACCCAGUUUCUGCAUCUUGCUAGUGGCUGCAGUGUUACUAGAGCGAGGAGUGGCAUGGGAAAGGCCACCAGACAGUGACAGUAAACUUUGGCUUUUCAUCCUCCUUAGCUGCUUGGGAUCUGUUUUGUACAAUUUGGCAAGCUUCUGUGUCAUCACACUGACCUCAGCGGUCACCAUACAUGUCCUUGGCAACCUCAAUGUGGUGGGGAACCUUGUCUUAUCCAGAAUGCUCUUUGGAAGCCACCUUACAGUACUCAGCUAUACCGGCAUUGGCUUCACCUUGGUAGGGAUGGGCAUGUAUCAUAACUGUGACUCUAUUGUUGGAUAUAUUAGCUCCAAGAGAUCUGUGCAUGUUACAAAAAAACACACAAAGUCUGAGUAACUGGUCAUUCUGAAGGUUUCACCAGUAAGGAUAUCCAUUUAUAUGUGAUAAAAGAUUUAUUACGAGUUACAGGAGGAAUGAAGCCUUCACUGUACUCUAAUGAAGGUCGGGCAAGGCCAAAGCUUAAGAGGCAUCAAUGAAACAAUUUAUCAAUAUAGAUCUUGUUUUCUAGUUUUCUCUGCUUUUUCAGGGGAAUAAUAUAUUUUCUUAUCUAUAAUAUAUCCUGCAAUAUGCUCAGACUUAUAAUACCUGGAAAAACAGCCAACACAAGAACUUGAUUACUAUACUAUAAAUUAUCAGCAGUGCAAAAUAUGCCAUGUAAUAUAUUUGUUAGCAACGCAUGUCCAUGUUGCGUUUAUGUUAUUCAUUAAGGCCUCAUAAUUCCCUACAUCUGUACUGCAUUGAGCCAAGGUGUGAGGCUAGGACAUAUACGGUAUAUCAUCACUGCACUACAGUUUGCACAGGAAAAAGCACAAUGUGCUAAUAUUGAUCCCAGUAGAUGGUGUUUAGCUAUAUAACAGUCCUUUUUAAUACCAUAGAGCAGUGGUCUCCAAACUGUGGCCCAGGAUCCAGAUGUGGCCCUUGGUUUGCUUUUUUUCUGGCCCUUGGGGCACUAUUCCACCAACUGACACCAUCGAUGGGACACUAUACCUCCCACUAACACCAUUGAUGGGGUACUAUUCCUUCCACUGACACCAUAGAUGAGGCACUAUUCUUCCCAUUGAUACCAACAUUGGGGCACGAUACCUUCCAUUCAAACCAAUGAAGGGGCAUUGUUUAUGCCCACUGAUGCUGAGGCAUUUUCUGCUCCCAUUGGUCAAAGUUUGGCCCCCCUAAAUUCUGAAGGACUUAGAAAGUUUGGAGACCCCUGCCAUAGAGGCUUCUUAUUUGUUCUUGCUUCUCAUGACAACCAAAGUCUUUGUUUUAUUUUAAACUGUGGGCUAAAAGAAUGACAUAUCAAAUCUGACUGACUGCUGUGGGCAUUUAGCAUGUUUUCAUACACAGUACCCAUAGUGAGCAAUGGUAUUGGUGAUCUGGACAGCUUAAACUGCCUAUGGACCUGAGAUGAUUCCCUCCUGAUCCACCUGAUUUUGUUCAGUUAAUGAUCUGUAGGUGGCAGCAUCGCUCAUUUCCAAAAAGACCUAGAGAGGUCUACCUGCAAUGCAUAUAUAGACAAGCAUACAUAUUAUGCUUGUCUUACAUACAUAUAUUAAUGACAAAUUAUGGGGGUUGGAUAACAUCUGAACAUCCGUCUACAAUGUAGUAUUUGUAUGUAAACUGAUGGGAGAUUUAAAUGCAGAGGAUUUAAAUCUGUAAGUCAUGAACAGUGCAGGUUGUUGGAAAAUAUACUUUCGAUGGAAUGUUUAAUGGAUGUUGAGCCUUCCUUUUUUCUAUGGAGAAGAUGGGAGGUUCGGCCCCAUUAACUUAUUGUUCUCUAACUUGACUGGCCAAAACAAAAGCACAAAACAGCGAUUGGCGGUUACAGGUUUGUGCAUAUCGUUGCCUUUAAUAUUACUAUAUAAGACCCCGUAUUUUAAUAUUACAGACGUAUACACGUCUCACUACUGCUUAAAACAAAGGGUGCUAAAAGCCACAGAGGGAAUUUAGAUGCUUUAUUUGAAUUCCUAAAAAUAAAACAUUAACUCUUUGUUUUGCUGUGAGUAUUAAUUACUUUGUUCUGUAUAUUUAAUUUAUUAGCUACAAUGAGCUGUGUUGGUGCCCUCUGUAAAAAGUAAUGAAGCUACUGUAAUCAUACUGUUAUACUUUAUGUCAUAUUGCUGUGUAUUAUCUUGGUUUUCCUCACCCAGGUACAGCAUCUGUAAACUGUGAUGAUUCGCAAUGUAAAAUAAAUAUUGUAUAUUGUUUGACAUA
Molecule: messenger RNA, 3302 nt
Organism: Rana temporaria (common frog)
Lineage: Eukaryota; Metazoa; Chordata; Amphibia; Anura; Ranidae
Gene: SLC35E4
Product: solute carrier family 35 member E4
Exons: 4
Coding region: 357-1430 (357 amino acids)
Cellular component (GO): Golgi apparatus
Molecular function (GO): antiporter activity
Source: RefSeq, a predicted model, not a curated record